This is a messenger RNA of Tachysurus vachellii, 785 nucleotides long. RefSeq names its product cerebellin-3-like. Bases 54 to 716 code for a protein of 220 amino acids. Gene Ontology annotation, molecular function: protein binding. NCBI's taxonomy places the organism in Eukaryota, Metazoa, Chordata, Actinopteri, Siluriformes, Bagridae. The transcript is spliced from 4 exons. The record is from RefSeq and is a predicted model, not a curated record.
CAUUUAAACAACACACAAUCCGUCUACUUAGACUCACCAUCUGUCCACGAACAAUGAAACCUUUACUGAUUUUGUUUUCCUUGUUGUUGUUGGUGCAGGAAAUCAGCUCAGAGGACAUCAUGACUCCGAGCAUGGACAUCCUCACUGAGCUGAAAUCCAUUAAGGAGCGAAUGAAAGUGAUGGAGGAGGAAAUAACUGAGCUACGGAGAGAGAACAGAGAUCAGGCGACUCGGCUGGAAACUCUGAACACCUCCCGCUGUGGGACGGAGGAUCUUCUGCCAACAAACAAAGACGUCAGAGUGGCUUUUUCUGCGUUCCUCUUGAACACUUUUGGACCCACGAACGUCGGACCUUUCACGUCUGCGACCACACUCAUCUAUAAACACGUCUUUCUGAACAUCGGAGAGGCGUAUGACCCAAACACGGGCAUUUUCACAGCUCCUCUGAAGGGUGCUUAUGUGUUCCGGGUUUUUUCCAAGGUGACAGCCGGACGGCCGACAACCUCCAUGACGGCUGGUCUUUAUAAAAACGACCAGCACGUGUUCUCCACUCACGCUCAGCAGACCGGAGGGUUUUACAGCUCGUCUAACGGAGCCAGUCUGUCGCUGGAGAAAGGCGACACCGUCAGCAUACGUCUUUAUGCCGGAACCUGGAUAUUCGACAACGGAGAGCAUCAUCACAGCUCCUUUAGUGGCCACCUGCUUUUCCCACUGUGAUGUGAUGCUUUCUGUUCCACUUAUUAAUGUACACAAUGUUGUGAGAAUGUACAAUGUCUUCAAAUAAAU